Messenger RNA from Tetranychus urticae (two-spotted spider mite), 1159 nucleotides. RefSeq lists its product as uncharacterized. The record is from RefSeq and is a predicted model, not a curated record. NCBI's taxonomy places the organism in Eukaryota, Metazoa, Arthropoda, Arachnida, Trombidiformes, Tetranychidae.
CUCAUUUUCGAUGUUCAUUAAAUGAAAAAAUCAAACAAAAAAGUCCCUUCGAUACAAAAAUACUAAUAAAGGCAGAUGUGAAAAAUAUCAUGAAAAUACGAAACACAAUUUUCUCUCCAUCGACUUUGCAAGCUUGCUUUGAAAAUAGCGCUUGUCUCAAAACUUGUUUUCGGUCAAUAAUCUGGUUCUUUGCACGGUCCUAAACCUUUUGAAUUUUGUCAGUUUUACUUUUUCUUUCAGUUCAAACGUUUCACUAUUCAACGUGUUUCCUGUUCAUAGACACAUAUUGAUAAAUAUUGAUACUUGUUGGAAUGGCAGAACAGAAUAACUAUACUGAUAAAACUACAUUCAAAGUAAAGCAUUUGGAUGAAUAUCAUGACAUAGUUAUUGAUUGGAAUGAUGAUAGACAUGAAUAUAAAUACCAACAACUAUUUGAACAGCUGGAAUCAAUAACUGGAGUACCAAAUAGAUAUACAGAAUAUCUUAGCCUGCAUAGACCUCUACCUACGACCCUACCCGAUUAUUUUGACUGUGUCAACCAGAUAGGGAUCCAAGGUAGACCAGAUAUCAGUGAAGCACGUAUUCGUGAUGGCGAAUGUUUUCGUUUGAAAUGUUGUUUACGAUUUGAAUGGUAUUACUACAACCGUAUUUGUAUGAAUUACAGUUUAGUAGCUGAAGUCGGCAUUCCUGAAGGAGUCUGCAGUCAAUUUUCUUGUCAAUACCAAUACACUGAAGCUUACUUCAAAAAUAUAAAAAAAAUCGUUAAUAACGAGGAAUUGAAUCUAAAAAUUUCACAGAUUCUCCAACCAGUGGAAAGAGGUCAACACUUAAUAGCGGACCAUGUUUUCAGAAAGUUCAAUAUUAAACAAUAUUUCAGUUGGAAUUGUGAGUUUCGUUUUAGGUGGAUAGGGCCUGAUGAACGUAUAUUACACCGUCAUAAUUAUCCAAGAACCCGUGGUUAAAUUUCUUCUGAUAAAUGAACCGAAUGUAAUACAGUCAAACCUCUCAAAAAGUUGCAUAGAAAGAGACGAGUCUGCUCCUUUUUUAAGAGAUUUUUGGUGUCGUCAUCUGCGAACGAUUGGUCCGUUACUGCAACUUUUGAGAGGUUUGAUUGUAGUUUACAUAAUGAUUUUUCCAAUAAAAUUUUCCUUUUGAUUUA